Messenger RNA from Rhopalosiphum maidis (corn leaf aphid), 615 nucleotides. RefSeq lists its product as uncharacterized. The transcript is spliced from 4 exons. NCBI's taxonomy places the organism in Eukaryota, Metazoa, Arthropoda, Insecta, Hemiptera, Aphididae. Bases 88 to 615 code for a protein of 175 amino acids. The record is from RefSeq and is a predicted model, not a curated record. Gene Ontology annotation, molecular function: zinc ion binding. Gene Ontology annotation, cellular component: nucleus.
CAACAUUGACCGCUCCCACCCAACACGCGUUUGUUUUGUUUGUUUUAGUAUUUCGCUGGUGAUUUUAUACUGCUUGAAAAAACCACAAUGAUUCAGAUGCAUUUACGCGGUAAGAAUUUCGACUUCUGCAGGAUUUGUCUCGUGAACUCAAAGUCCAACAAACACUUGACGUUCUUAAACAUUUUUAAAUCUGCUAUUAGAGAUUUACCAUUGAAACAACAUUUGAAAGAUCUAUUUGGAAUUGAAAUAAGCUCAACAGAUACUAAACCAAAGAAAAUAUGCAAUGAGUGUUUCAUAAAAGUGGCUAAUUUUUAUGAAAUGAAACGAAAGGAGGCAGAUUCUGAAAAAACUCUUAAUUACAAUGUUUCAAAGGAAUCUAAAACAGCAAAUAAAAAGUCAUUCAACAACAUGAAACUAAAAUCAACUCCAACCGAUGAAACAAAAUUAUUACCUAAGUACAAGGAGGUGACCAUUAAUCAAAUAGAUCACAUUAUUCUGGCCAACUCAAGAUUUAAAAAUUUCAGAUUGAUAAGAAGAGCAGACUCAAACUUAUACCACUAUCUAGUAAGAGGUAAAAUCAAAAAUCAAACUCAAAAAACGUCUUCAAGGAAAUAA